GCGGUGGAGGAGGAAGCAGAGGAUAACACUGCUCCAUCCUCCUAGCCGUGCGACUCUGGCACAUCGCCACGGCACUCAGCAGAACUGGGAGACUGGACCUGAAGGCAGAGAGGAGUUUUUCUCCAGAGCGAAAGAACAAGACAGAGAGAGAGAGACAGUGAGAGAGAGAGGGAGAGAGAGAAAGAGAGAGAGAGAGAGAUGCACCCUGCGCUCUUGCAUGUGUGGGCUGCAAGUCCGGGGCGAUUGCGCUAACUGAGGCACACUGCACGCACCAGCGGAAUAUGUCCUAUCCGUACUAUCCUGUGGAGAUCGCCUAAAACUGAUGGAAAUGAACACAAAUGACAAAGAUGGAGGACAAUGAUGACACCAGAUAAAGUACCGACGCAGAAACCUCCAUGUAACCCUUAGCCACCCGCGGCUUUGACUGGAUUCACUCAACUUUGGGCACACUUCAGGGGUCUGAUAUCGCCAUUCCAGGUACUGGGUCGGUGGCCCUUCCCAUUCAGGGACAGCACAACACGACGCCAGGAGGGAGGAAGCUUCCGGGAAGGCCCAUCAAGGGACCACUGUGUCAUCACAACGCGCAGCCUGACAGGCAGAUUUCCCUAAGGAACAAUUAAUUACCAAGGGAAGAGCACCAAGAUGAGGGAUAUGCUGCUGGGGAUCUAUGUUUUUGUGGCGUUGGCAAACGCUGCUUCUGUUGAGGAGAAGGUCGACUGCCCUCGACCAUGCGUUUGCGAGAUCAGGCCCUGGUUCUCUCCAAGCUCAACAUACAUGGAAACUCCCACUGUGGACUGUAAUGACUUGAGACUUAUUUCUAUGCCUGAGAGGCUGCCCAUGGACACACAGGUCUUGUUGUUGCAGACAAACAACAUUGCCAGGAUUGAAAGGCCCUUGGAUUAUCUGGCCAACAUCACAGAGAUAGAUGUAUCUCAGAACAAUUUGUCUGCGAUGGGCGACAUUAACCUCGGAAGCCUGCCCCAGCUAUUGUCCCUGCACAUGGAGGAAAACUCUAUCCGCGUGCUCCCUGACAGCUGCCUAGCUGGGCUCCACAAUCUCCAGGAGCUGUACAUCAAUCACAACCUGAUCUCUUUCAUUGCUCCCAGGGCCUUCCUGGGGCUGGGCAAUCUGCUGCGGCUUCAUCUCAACUCCAACUGGCUGACGGCCAUUAGCAGCCAGUGGUUUGAGGCUAUGCUGGGACUGGAAAUUUUGAUGAUCGGCGAAAACCCAAUCAUGCGCAUUCAAGAAAUGAACUUUAAGCCACUUAUCAACCUCCGCAGCCUGGUCCUGGCCCGAAUGAAUCUGUCGGAUAUACCCGAUGACGCCCUGGUCGGACUUAAUCGCUUGGAGAGCAUCUCGUUUUAUGACAACCUGUUUGCUAAGGUGCCCCGCAGUUCCCUCAAGAAGGUCCCAAGUCUGAAGUUUCUGGAUCUAAACAAGAACCCCAUUCAGAGGAUACAGAGAGGGGACUUUAUGGAUAUGCCGCACCUGAAUGAGCUGGGUAUUAACAGCAUGCCCGAGCUGGUGUCUAUUGACAGUUUUGCCCUCAGCAACCUGCCAGAGCUAACAAAAAUAGAGGCAACCAACAACCCCAAACUGUCCUACAUCCACCCCAAUGCAUUCUACAGGCUGCCUCGAUUGGAGACACUCAUGGUUAACAGCAAUGCCUUGAGCGCCCUGCAUCGUGUCACUGUGGAGUCCCUGCCCAAUCUUCGGGAGGUGAGCCUACACAGCAACCCCAUCCGCUGUGACUGUGUGGUCCGCUGGAUGGGCACGGAUAGGACCGGCGUGCGCUUCAUGGAGCCGGAAUCCCUGUUCUGCAUGGAGCCACCUGAGCUGGAGGGACAGCACGUUCGGCAGGUGCACCUCCGAGAGAUGACAGAGACCUGCCUACCGCUCAUCUCCCCUGGGAGCCUCCCAGCGCUGGUCCGUGCGCGCCAUGGGGAAUCGCUCUCACUACACUGCCGGGCAUUCGGGGAGCCAGAGCCUGAUAUCUACUGGAUCACACCCUCAGGUGACCGGAUCUUGCCAGAUACUGGUACCAUCAAGUAUUACAUGCACCCGGAGGGCACGUUUGAUAUCUAUGACCUCACAGAGCAAGAGGCUGGACUAUACACCUGUGUUGCUCACAAUCUUGUUGGCGCAGACCUUAAAGCGGUCUCAGUGCAGGUCAAUGGAUACUUCCCACAGCCUGCCAACGACUCUCUGAAGAUCAGCAUCAAAUCCGUGCAGCCAAACUCCAUCCUGGUGUCUUGGAAAGCCUCCCACGGCAGCCUGCCACCCAACAUUAAGUGGUCAACGACAUCAGAGGGCAAUCAUCCCGCUCUGGCAUUCAAAGCAAGGGUUCCAUCUGACAUUAACACAUACAACUUAACACGCUUAAAUCCUUCCACACAGUACAAGGUAUGCGUGGACAUUCCCAGCAUCCAUCACAAAACCAGUAGGAAGUGCAUCAACGUCACCACCGAAAGUAUGGAGCUAGAGGUCAAGAGCUAUGAAAACCGGGACACAUCAGUGGCUACCAUGUAUGGCUUGCUGUUGGUUGCAACCUCGGUGACCUGCACACUUAUUUAUGCGUCCUUGAGAAAGCACCACUUUUGUAAGGGUAUAAGGAAACCCCAAUCAAACGCCCCUCUGACACCUGUCCUUGGGCUCUACUCUCCCCUCACAAGACUGUGGGUUUCUGGUAAAGGAACGCCUUCUGCAGUCGAGGUGAGGGCCACUGUAAUAGAUGUAACAAACAAUGCCAUAUAAGAAAUCUUUCAUCACAUCAGGAGGCUCCACAACACCAGGUAAUGGACAGGGUGCUAGAAGGGUCUCAACGGACUACACUGUAUUGGCGCAUUCUUUGCCUCGGUGUGGACAUUCUAUGAAAGCCGGGAUUCAGUUCAAUGUUUGAAGGCCAUGCAGACACACAUAGACACUGGAUACCUUGCCACCCCUCUACCAAGAGUGAGGAGAGUAGCUUUGCUACAAAACCGACAGGGUUUGUUAACCCUUGGUUACUGGACAUUUACACUUUACUAAGUGACUAAAGGGCAGGAUGGCAGGCUGAUGUCUAUCAGUGACUGUUAUUAUGUAAAGAGUAGUGUGUAAAGAGCUAUCUCUGCGGUCCAGCCUUUCCCUCUGUGCUGUACAACAUACAAAGGCAAGCUAGAGGUUCAAAGUGUGGUAUUCGCAAUGGGGGGGAAGGGGGGACUUGUACUAGAAUAGACUAAAACUGAUGAUGUAAAACACUUUUGUUCAAAUAUACAUUUAAAAGGAAAUGGUAUUUUGUCUUUUUAUUAAAAUGUUUUAUAUUCGUUAUAUAAGAAUGUAUCGGAGCUCACUGGCAACUCUGUUGAUUCAAAAUUGUAACAAACUUGUGAGUGCUGUACAAAAUGAAAGAGCUUACAGGUAACCUGAGGCACAGAUCGUCACAGAAGCAUCUCUAAUGGACGUCUGGCAGGAAGAUCAGGGGUCAACAGCCGAGCAUCAGUAACUAAUGGCUGCUUAUGUCACGUCACGGGGCAGGUUCAUCACAGGACAGUUCAUCACAUAAAUACUGCGUUUCUUAAGCCACAUCAGAUAGCUUUCAUUUACAAAAGUUGUAUUUAAACACCAGCUACUUCUGCUGGGUCUUAUUCUUUUAAAUAAUGAAGCAGAUGGACUCACGGCUCGACCCAAACACAGGGGACAUCUGCGUUGGCCCAUGACAGAACUGGGAGUGUUUCUGUUUUAAGAGCCAACAAGGGACGUGUCCUUCAACGGACUAGGAUGCUUCCUAAAACAACGACCAUGAUGACAAGGCUAGAUAAGACACUUAGAACAAAACAUUAGCAGAGGAUGGUCUUUUGGGGGUGUCCCUCAGACAAGACUCAAAAUGCCAGAAGGCAGCAGGGCGCCAGGCCGCCUGGAAUCACAGCCCAUUGACUUGGAAUAGCAUUACAUUUGUUUCAUUAUGAAUCCAAUAUCUCUUCCCCCGCUGACGAAUGGCGGUCACACCUGGAGUGACAUGAGCAUUUAUCAGGUGACGCUGGCCAUACAGCGCAUUUCAGCACCGCGGACGUGACGUUUAGAGAGACACCAUUUGUCUGAGGUGGGGGUCCCACAACGUUGACCUGUAGCACCACCAAGGUCACCAGGGGUCACAGCCAAUCUUCCAGACCCCCUCGCUCUGUGACAGAUUCACUACCCCCAUAGUAAUACAGACUGCAACAGGCUGAGCUGAACAGCGGGCCACACAUGGCGUAAUGGAGGACAAAACCGCCAUGUUACAUAACCCUUCUGAUGACAGUGGUGUCGGACUGAAAUCAACCCCGUAUCAUUCCAAAAUCCUCACCUAAAAUCUCUUUUUUUAAAUCAUUUACACACGGCGCACACAGAACCAUGGAAGGCGUCUGCACAGAUGGCGUAUGAAAAGAAUGGAAUGUAAGGCUGUACAUUUUAUUUUUUAGUAGCCUUCAUCGCUGUCAUCGUCAUCAUCAUCACCACGUUUAACUUGGUAAAUUUUGCCUGCUUUCGUAGUGCCUGUGAAUCCAUGCAGCCAUGAUGAAUUCACCAAACACAUUCCUGGACAGACUUGCGUAAACAGUGACCUGAAACAAGUCACAGUUCAUGGCAAAGAAGAAGUAUGCAUCAUGGGUCAUCAUUUAACUGUACGUAAUCCAGCUUAAAUAUCAAAAACCUCUGAAAUGAAAUAAAAUUCCUCUGAUAAGAAACA
Messenger RNA from Paramormyrops kingsleyae, 4702 nucleotides. Its product is annotated as leucine-rich repeat neuronal protein 3-like. Lineage: Eukaryota; Metazoa; Chordata; Actinopteri; Osteoglossiformes; Mormyridae. The record is from RefSeq and is a predicted model, not a curated record. Gene Ontology annotation, molecular function: protein binding.